UCAUUCUUGACACAUGAAAGAAUUGCUGCAGAAUCGAGGGAGUCGCCUGUCCCCACCGGUUUCCUCAACAUAUUAGUAUUUUUAUCUCAUCGAGGGUGGUCAUCCCACAAUAAGGUCUCGCAGCAAAAGAUAACCAUGAACUUUGUGCAACAAGCUGCUGAAAUGAACGAGGAAGGAGCGACCUUCUGCGCUCAUGGCGACAUGCAGAAUGGUUUUCUCUGUUUUCGCAACGCCCUGAGGAUCCUUGCAGGGGGUGCCGAAGCGUUCGAAGAGGCGGCGAUUGUUCCCGUUGCUUCCAAUACAGGUUUUCUGAACAAGAUGCCAACUCUCGUCCUCCCGUACAGUCGUGGCGCUGCUUCUUCCCACGAGAGUCAACCAUAUUUUGUCUUCAAGGAUGCCAUUCUGUUCAAUUCAAGUCGGCCACUAGGCUCUCUCUCAGCCUCUCACCUCGCCCUGUUCUUCUCGGUGUGCGAGUUUAACAUGGCUCUUUCUUUCCACCUUCAGAGUUUUCAGGUGGGGGAAAAGUCCCAUUUGAUUACCAAGGCUUCAACUCUCUACGACUUUUGCCUGCAGCAUGUCAAGCAUGCCGCGGGGUGCAGCGAAGCCGCCAGUGUGCUCGUGGCUGCGCUAAGCAACAAGGCUCAGCUGAUGAAUCAAGAAUUCGGAAGAUAUGAUGAGCUUGAAGAAUUGAAAAAGCCCUUAUUGAACGCGGUUAGCUACUGCUAUGCCAACCCAGGACUGUUCACAGCCCAGGAGGUCGAAGAAUUUCUCCUGAACAUUGUCAUCCUCAAGGAACUCAAGUUUGCGGCUGCUGCCUGAACAAAGAAAUGCCCCUUCCAAUCAUUUUCGGCUGCCAGGAGGCUGCCGAUUCUAUCCGAUACUAUCUGAUAGUCCUAAGACAACAACUCCAUCUGUACAUACUAGUGAAGCACCUACAUUUAGCUACUAGUCUCUACAUCUUGUAUCUGUGCUUAGCU
Molecule: messenger RNA, 977 nt
Organism: Seminavis robusta
Lineage: Eukaryota; Bacillariophyta; Bacillariophyceae; Naviculales; Naviculaceae
Source: the annotation of a GenBank genome assembly